This is a messenger RNA of Lachancea thermotolerans CBS 6340, 1014 nucleotides long. RefSeq names its product ribose phosphate diphosphokinase subunit PRS2 (gene PRS2). The transcript has a single exon. The record is from RefSeq and is a predicted model, not a curated record. Gene Ontology annotation, biological process: ribonucleoside monophosphate biosynthetic process; purine nucleotide biosynthetic process; 5-phosphoribose 1-diphosphate biosynthetic process. Gene Ontology annotation, cellular component: ribose phosphate diphosphokinase complex; cytoplasm. The coding region runs from base 1 to 1014 and encodes 337 amino acids. Gene Ontology annotation, molecular function: ribose phosphate diphosphokinase activity; magnesium ion binding. NCBI's taxonomy places the organism in Eukaryota, Fungi, Ascomycota, Saccharomycetes, Saccharomycetales, Saccharomycetaceae.
AUGAGCUCCGGAGGUGAUAAGAACUUGCUAGACAUAGACGCCCCCAAGCCUUUUUGGAUGAGUUCUAACAGCAUCAAGCUCUUGUCGGGGAACUCUCACCCUGAGCUUGCAGAGAAAAUUGCGCGAGUUCUGGGUCUUUCGCUGUCCAAAAUCGGCGUGUACCAGUACUCUAACAAGGAAACAUCAGUGACGAUUGGUGAGAGUAUCCGCGAUGAAGACGUAUACAUCAUCCAAACUGGAAGCGGUCAGCAGGAAAUUAACGACUUUCUCAUGGAGUUGCUUAUUAUGAUUCAUGCGUGCAAGACGGCGUCCGCGAGGCGAAUCACCGCUGUCAUUCCCAAUUUCCCCUAUGCUCGCCAAGACAAGAAGGAUAAGAGCCGUGCCCCAAUCACUGCCAAGCUCGUUGCAAACCUCUUAGAGACUGCGGGCUGUGACCAUGUUAUUACCAUGGACCUGCAUGCGUCGCAGAUCCAAGGGUUUUUCCACAUCCCAGUGGAUAACUUAUAUGCCGAGCCCAGCGCCCUGAACUACAUCAAAACUACAACCGACAUAGAAAACGCAAUCCUUGUGUCUCCAGAUGCAGGAGGAGCUAAGAGGGUUGCAUCUAUUGCCGACAAGCUAGAUUUGAAUUUUGCGCUGAUUCACAAGGAAAGGCAGAAAGCUAACGAGAUUUCGAGAAUGGUCCUGGUUGGUGACGUGAGAGGAAAGUCAUGUAUUUUGAUCGACGACAUGGCAGACACUUGCGGCACACUUGUAAAGGCUUCUGACAUGCUUUUCGACAACGGCGCCAAAGAAGUUGUUGCACUGGUCACCCACGGUAUAUUUUCAGGGUCAGCUCGAGAGAAGCUGAAAAACAGCAAACUUUCCAGGAUUGUGUGUACUAACACCAUGCCUGUUGAUUUGCAACUAGACAUUUUCGACCAAAUUGAUAUCAGCCCCACUCUUGCCGAGGCAAUCCGCAGACUGCACAACGGAGAGAGUGUUUCGUACCUGUUCACUCACGCGCCAGCCUAA